CGGGAGUGGAUUUCCUCUUGUGACUCAAUUGUUUUAUAGCUCGUUCUCUCAUCAUAAAGACUGAUUAUACGUAUCAUUUUCAUUUUCUAUUGUAUUUGUCGUUGACCAGUCAGCAUUAUUGUCAAGAUCCAUCAUCAUCAGGCCUGCUUUACAUCAGAUAUGAUGGCACAUGUUGUUUUUCCAUCACUAAAACAGGUUCUACUUUUCUAGUAAUCAUCGAUGAUCGAAUUGUGUCGCAUCAAACUAUAAAGCAUUUCGGAAAAAUUUUCUGUUGGGAAAAUCUGGCGAAGUCGGUUCCAAUGGUUAUUCUAUAUUAAAAUGUGAAAUUUAAAUUCAGAACUCUAUCCAAGAAAGGCCGAAAAGUAUUCUUUGAUCGAUAUUAUCAAGAAAUAAUGUUUUCAAAAUUGCACAUUUGAUGAUUUAGAUAAACAAAAAUUAACAAAUCUCCUUGAACAUUUAUCAAAUAUUCUUUGGAUUCUUGAUGGAUGCGAUGAACGAACAGUUCCAAGAUAUUUACAUUCGAUUGAACAAGAAUUAUUAGCUAAACUCCGUCUGCUUCUAACAUCUCGAUCAUAUGAAACACAUGAUUUUCAAUAUGAUGCUCAAAUUCAAAUUCAAAGUUUUGGAGAUGAAGAUAUUGAAAAAUGUAUAUCCAACUAUUUUUCGCUCACACUUCGAUCUAAAGGCAGCGCAUGUUAG
Messenger RNA from Didymodactylos carnosus, 699 nucleotides. The record is from the annotation of a GenBank genome assembly. Lineage: Eukaryota; Metazoa; Rotifera; Eurotatoria; Philodinida; Philodinidae.